Messenger RNA from Rangifer tarandus platyrhynchus (Svalbard reindeer), 2757 nucleotides. The record is from the annotation of a GenBank genome assembly. Lineage: Eukaryota; Metazoa; Chordata; Mammalia; Artiodactyla; Cervidae.
AUGGAGAUGCCGCUGCCGCCAGACGACCAGGAGCUCCGAAAUGUCAUCGACAAGCUGGCCCAGUUCGUGGCUCGGAACGGGCCCGAGUUUGAAAAGAUGACUAUGGAGAAGCAGAAAGACAACCCGAAAUUCUCUUUUCUGUUCGGAGGCGAGUUCUACAGUUACUACAAGUGCAAGUUGGCGCUGGAGCAGCAGCAGCUCAUCUGCAAGCAGCAGGCCCCGGAACUGGAACCGGCUGCGACCCUGCCUCCCCUGCCCCAGCCCCCGCUGGCCCCUGCUGCACCCGUCGCACCCGCCCAGGGCACCCCGUCCAUGGACGAGCUCAUCCAGCAGAGCCAGUGGAACCUGCAGCAGCAGGAGCAGCACCUGCUGGCCCUCAGACAGGAGCAGGUGACAGCAGCCGUGGCCCACGCGCUGGAGCAGCAGAUGCAGAAGCUCCUGGAGGAGACGCAGCUGGACAUGAACGAGUUUGACAACCUGCUCCAGCCCAUCAUCGAUACCUGCACCAAGGAUGCCAUCUCGGCCGGGAAGAACUGGAUGUUCAGCAAUGCCAAGUCCCCGCCGCACUGCGAACUUAUGGCAGGCCACCUCCGCAACCGCAUCACGGCCGACGGGGCGCACUUCGAGCUGCGGCUGCACCUCAUCUACUUGAUCAAUGACGUGCUGCACCACUGCCAGCGCAAGCAGGCCCGGGAGCUGCUGGCCGCCCUGCAGAAGGUCGUGGUGCCCAUCUACUGUACCAGCUUCCUGGCCGUGGAGGAGGACAAGCAGCAGAAGAUCGCCCGGCUCCUACAGCUCUGGGAGAAGAACGGCUACUUCGACGACUCCAUUAUCCAGCAGUUACAGAGCCCGGCUCUGGGGCUCGGCCAGUACCAGGCGACCCUCAUCACUGAAUACUCCUCAGUGGUCCAGCCAGUGCAGCUGGCCUUCCAGCAGCAAAUCCAGACCCUGAAGACCCAACACGAGGAGUUUGUCAACAGCCUGACCCAGCAGCAGCAGCAGCAGCAGCAGCAGCAGCAGCAGCAGCAGAUCCAGAUGCCGCAAAUGGAAGCUGACGUCAAGGCCACACCACCGCCACCUGCCCCACCCCCAGCCCCCACACCCGCCCCGGCCAUCCCACCCACCACCCAGCCUGAUGACAGCAAGCCUCCCAUCCAGAUGCCCGGGUCUUCCGAGUACGACGCCUCAGGAGGGGUUCAGGACCCAGCCGCCAGCGGCCCCCGUGGCCCUGGGCCCCAUGACCAGAUCCCACCUAACAAGCCCCCGUGGUUUGACCAGCCUCACCCCGUUGCUCCUUGGGGCCAACAGCAGCCUCCUGAGCAGCCGCCCUAUCCACACCACCAGGGCGGGCCACCCCACUGCCCCCCCUGGAACAACAGCCACGAGGGCAUGUGGGGCGAGCAGCGCGGCGACCCCGGCUGGAAUGGCCAACGCGAUGCCCCCUGGAACAGCCAACCUGACCCCAACUGGAACAGCCAGUUCGAGGGCCCCUGGAACAGCCAGCAUGAGCAGCCGCCCUGGGGUGGGGGCCAGCGCGAGCCGCCCUUCCGCAUGCAGCGGCCGCCGCACUUCCGCGGGCCCUUCCCUCCCCACCAGCAGCACCCGCAGUUCAACCAGCCACCACACCCCCACAACUUCAACCGCUUCCCACCCCGCUUCAUGCAGGACGACUUCCCCCCACGACACCCCUUCGAGCGGCCGCCCUACCCUCACCGCUUCGACUACCCCCAGGGGGACUUCCAGGCUGAAAUGGGACCCCCUCACCACCACCCCGGCCACCGCAUGCCUCACCCUGGGAUCAACGAGCACCCGCCUUGGGGUGGGCCCCAGCACCCUGACUUCGGCCCUCCGCCCCACGGCUUCAACGGGCAGCCCCCUCACAUGCGGCGACAGGGCCCUCCACACAUCAACCAUGACGACCCCAGCCUGGUCCCCAACGUGCCGUACUUCGACCUCCCUGCUGGACUGAUGGCCCCCCUCGUGAAGCUGGAAGACCACGAGUACAAGCCUCUGGAUCCUAAAGACAUCCGCCUCCCACCCCCCAUGCCGCCCAGUGAGAGGCUGCUGGCGGCCGUGGAGGCCUUCUACAGCCCGCCCUCCCACGACAGGCCCAGGAACAGCGAAGGCUGGGAGCAGAACGGUCUCUACGAGUUCUUCCGAGCAAAGAUGCGGGCCCGGCGGAGGAAAGGCCAGGAGAAGAGGAACAGUGGACCCUCACGGUCUCGGAGCAGAUCCAAAAGCCGAGGGCGCUCCUCCUCGCGCUCCAACUCACGGUCCUCCAAGUCGUCCGGCUCCUACUCCAGGUCACGGUCCCGCUCCUGCUCCCGCUCCUACUCCCGCUCCAGAUCCAGGAGCCGCAGCCGCUCCCGUUCCUCCCGAAGCCGCUCCCGCUCCCGCUCCCGCUCGAGGUCCAAGUCCUACUCCCCAGGAAGGAGGCACCGGUCGCGGUCCAGGAGCCCCACCCCGCCUUCCUCGGCUGGUCUGGGUUCUAAUUCAGCACCUCCUAUACCGGACUCAAGGCUUGGGGAAGAGAACAAAGGACAUCAGAUGCUGGUGAAAAUGGGCUGGAGUGGAUCCGGUGGCCUCGGCGUGAAAGAGCAAGGGAUCCAGGACCCCAUCAAGGGUGGGGACGUGCGGGACAAGUGGGACCAGUACAAGGGCGUGGGCGUGGCCCUGGACGACCCCUACGAGAACUACCGCAGGAACAAGAGCUACUCCUUCAUCGCCCGCAUGAAGGCCCGGGAGGAGUGCAAGUAG